AUGGUUGAGCUUCGUGAGCGCAAGCGCAGAGCUCCCGAACCUCCUGUUGUCGCAAAAAGAAGCAAGUCAGCUUCCAAACCCAAGGAGACCAAACCCAAAGAAGCCGACAACAAGGAUCAACCCUCGCCAUCAAAGGUACCCCAGGUUGGCGAUUCUCUUGAUCUAGAGGCAUUUGGUGGUGAAAUUGAAAUCAACGAUGGUACCACAACAACCUUGAAGAAGCUCGUCGAGGAGAGCACAUCUGGAGUGGUUCUAUUUACCUAUCCCAAAGCUUCGACUCCCGGCUUUCUGGAGAGAAGCUCACCGAUUUGGACAGGUACCAAGCAAGUCUGCUUUUUUCGUGAUAACUACGAACACUUGACUUCGACCGGACUGGCUAUUUACGGUCUUUCGGCCGAUUCAACCAAGGCCAAUACCACAUUUAAGACCAAACAAAACUUGUCCUACUCACUCCUUUGCAACCCCAAUGCAUCCUUGAUAGGAGCUAUUGGGUUUAAGAAAACUCCCAAGGGAACUAUCAGAGGUGUCUUCGCCGUAGACAAGGAAGGCAAAGUUUUGCUCCGAGAGGUCGGUGGUCCGGAAGCAACUGUGAACGCCGCCCAAAGGCUGGUGGCUGAAAAUGCGAGUCAGAGCACUCUUCCGGAUAAGGACAGUAGUGAGGCUUAG
This is a messenger RNA of Penicillium macrosclerotiorum, 666 nucleotides long. Its product is annotated as thioredoxin peroxidase DOT5. Gene Ontology annotation, biological process: cell redox homeostasis; cellular response to oxidative stress. Gene Ontology annotation, molecular function: thioredoxin peroxidase activity. NCBI's taxonomy places the organism in Eukaryota, Fungi, Ascomycota, Eurotiomycetes, Eurotiales, Aspergillaceae. The coding region runs from base 1 to 666 and encodes 221 amino acids. The record is from RefSeq and is a predicted model, not a curated record. The transcript is spliced from 2 exons. Gene Ontology annotation, cellular component: cytoplasm.